This is a messenger RNA of Lucilia sericata (common green bottle fly), 2905 nucleotides long. It is a transcript of the gene SK, whose product is annotated as small conductance calcium-activated potassium channel protein. Bases 136 to 2688 code for a protein of 850 amino acids. Gene Ontology annotation, biological process: potassium ion transmembrane transport. NCBI's taxonomy places the organism in Eukaryota, Metazoa, Arthropoda, Insecta, Diptera, Calliphoridae. The transcript has 14 exons. The record is from RefSeq and is a predicted model, not a curated record. Gene Ontology annotation, molecular function: calmodulin binding; small conductance calcium-activated potassium channel activity. Gene Ontology annotation, cellular component: neuron projection; plasma membrane; neuronal cell body.
AUUCUUCAAAAAUUUCUCAAGUGACACAACCUUAAAAUUUCCAUCUGUUGUGUCAAUAUUAAUGAUUUGAAUAAUAAACAACGUAAAGUUCAUUGGAGUUUCUGCGACCACCAAGAGCCAGCAGAAGUUAUAUGCAUGGAACUAACUGACAGUACGGUAAAUGGUGUUGCACCAUAUACUCCCUCAACUCCGUCUCAAACAACAACAGCAGCCGCAGCAACAGCAGCAGCAGUUAGCAGCUGUCCUCCUGCCACUUCCAUGCCUUCUACUAUGCUUAAUAGAUCAGAAUCCUUAAUCUCCAGAACUUCUCAGAUAUCAACGAUAACCUCCAUCAAAGAAAGUCGUGAGAGUCUAGAGAAUCUAAGUGAUGUCUCUUUAUCCGCCUCAUCUUCCUCUUCUUCGACACUAUCACAACCCUUUAAAAAUCAUUUAGCCCUUAAAACCAAUGAUACCAUCAUCAAUACGGAUUUAAUCGACAAUAAAGCUUCACGUAAUAGACGUUAUUCUUAUCAUCCCUCUUUGGAGGCUUCUGGUGGUAAUACACCUGAACCAACAACGCCUACGGAAUUAGCAUUGUUAUCGAAAUCCUGUUCUUCCUCACAAAUUCCUCAAUUUCGUCGUAAUACCAGUAGGCAAAGUUUACAUUCUUUGCAAUAUCAUCAUUAUUAUCCUCAUCAUUAUCACCAGCACCAUCAUCACAAUCAAAACAAUCAACAACAGCAGCUGCAACAACUACAGCUACAACAGCAGCAACUACAACAACCGCUUCAACAGCAACAAACAGGUCAUCGACGACGUAGUAGUUUAUGGCCAGAAGCUUUGCUGAUAAACACACGCACUUUAUCUAUUGAAAAUGAGCUACAACAGCGUACAUCACCAGCGCUCCGCAAACCAGCAUCCACUCUCUCAAUUCCUGGCUCGAUGAAAACACCUUCCAUUGCGAAUCGGGAACAGAUCUCAUCAGGAUGCAACGAAGAAGCAGCAGAGGCGUUAGUUGGCAUAAACACCGACUACCCAAGGUAUGAAAUGUAUAUGGAGGAACGUGCUUUAACUGGCGGUAAUACAUCCCGGAAGCCCUCAACAAACUCCGCUAAACACAAACCCAAUGUCGGUUAUCGACUAGGGAAACGUAAAGCUUUAUUUGAAAAGCGUAAGCGCAUUAGUGAUUACGCUCUAGUCAUGGGCAUGUUUGGUAUUGUUGUGAUGGUUAUCGAGAAUGAAUUAAGCAGCGCUGGGGUAUAUACAAAGGCAUCCUUUUAUUCCACAGCGCUUAAAACAUUAAUAUCGGUUUCGACUGUGAUUCUUUUAGGUCUUAUUAUAGCUUAUCAUGCUUUGGAAGUGCAGGUGAGAUUAUUUAUGAUUGAUAAUUGUGCUGACGAUUGGCGGAUCGCGAUGACAUGGCAACGAAUUAGUCAAAUAAGUUUAGAACUUUUUAUAUGUGCAAUACAUCCAAUACCUGGUGAAUAUUAUUUUCAAUGGACUACGAAAUUGGCGAAUAAAAAUAAAACAAUGGGCACCGAAAUGGUGCCAUACGAUGUAGCUUUAUCAUUACCCAUGUUCCUUCGUUUAUAUUUAAUAUGUCGUGUAAUGCUUUUACAUUCAAAACUAUUUACGGAUGCCUCAUCAAGGAGCAUAGGUGCUCUUAAUAGGAUAAAUUUUAAUACCAGAUUUGUUCUAAAAACAUUAAUGACAAUAUGUCCGGGUACGGUGUUACUAGUAUUUAUGGUGUCUUUAUGGAUUAUAGCAUCAUGGACGUUGCGGCAGUGCGAAAGAUUUCAUGAUGAAGAACAUGCAAAUCUUUUGAAUGCAAUGUGGCUGAUAGCAAUAACAUUUCUCAGUGUUGGUUUUGGUGAUAUUGUUCCAAAUACGUAUUGUGGACGUGGUAUCGCUGUUAGUACAGGAAUAAUGGGCGCCGGUUGUACGGCUCUACUGGUAGCGGUUGUCUCCAGAAAACUGGAAUUGACAAGAGCGGAAAAACAUGUGCACAAUUUUAUGAUGGACACACAGUUAACAAAAAGGCUGAAAAAUGCUGCGGCGAAUGUUCUUCGUGAAACUUGGCUCAUUUACAAACAUACAAGACUAGUAAAACGGGUUAAUCCCGGACGUGUAAGAACCCACCAAAGAAAGUUCCUUCUAGCAAUUUAUGCGUUACGAAAAGUUAAAAUGGAUCAGCGUAAACUGAUGGAUAAUGCCAAUACGAUAACAGAUAUGGCCAAGACACAAAAUACAGUGUAUGAAAUAAUAUCAGACAUGUCAAGUAGACAAGAUGCCAUAGAGGAACGUUUAACAAAUUUAGAAGAUAAAUUACAAGCUCUACAAGAUCAUAUGGAGAGUCUGCCAGAUAUAAUAACACGUUGUCUGAGUCAACAUCAAGAGCGGGUAGAACAACGAAAAAACUUUUUACAUCCAGAUACGGCAGCGCAAGCGUUGCAACCGCCACACACACCAACACCCAUGUUCAAUACACCAUCAAUGCAAUUUCCACACUCAAGACCAAACUGCUUUUUGCAUAGAAGUGUUCCCUCAUCCAAUAAUGUUGCUGCUACUACAUACCAUUGGCCAACAAGUCCUAUAUUGCCACCUAUUUCAAGUAGAACACCACAUUUAGUGCCUGACACUCAUCUAAUGUCAUCUAAUGGAUCUAAUGCAGUUAAUAAUUACACAUCUUCCAAUAAGUAUGGCAGCUGAAUAAUAGAAGAUAACCGCUCCUUCUCCUCCGCCAUGAACAUCAUGAACACAGCCGCCAUUGCCAGCACGACAAACACCACGACCAUGAUCACCAGUAAAAGCAACAGCAUUAGUAAAUAUGACACUAGUAACACCAUUAACGCCAUGACCUCCACCACCAACAACACCAGCAAGAACAAUGUCAAUCGUAGAUCCUCAGCGACGGCCAUAGUGGACA